UCUUUUGUUCUUGUUUUAUCGAAUGGAGAGCUCGAGCUUUUUUGCGAUGGUUUCUCUCUUGCGAUCGAUUGCUUAGGGUUAGGGUUUUGGAUCUUUGUUUUUGCCUGUGGAUCCGAGUUUUCUAGGAAUUUUUUGUGUGAUUGAUCACGAUUUCAUUGCCGGAACUCUGGGAUUGCUCUCGGAUUGCAGGUUUUCAGCCUUUCAGGACGCAUCAGCAUGAAUGCACUGCCCAGUGCAGUUAUUUGUUCACCUGCUGUCAGCCUGAAGCUUGCAGGCAAUCGUGUUCCACUGUUAAGUUAUCACAUAACAAAGGCUGGGCUUGUUAGAAAUGUAUUCUUAGGGACUAAAGGGAAAUGCAGGGAUGUGGAUAUGGCGGGAGUUGACACUCUUUUCCCUCAAACUAGCGUAAAAAAGAGGGGAGGUAUUUUUUGUACCUUCAGCUCAUCUUCUGACAAUAAUGGGAACACUGCUGGGGAUUUCAUGGAAAACGGUGAAGAAUACGUGGACUCUAGUGUGAUUGAAGCUGUUGAGGUGAAAAGUGGUUCAGAUGGUUUCUUGAUUAAAAUGCGUGAUGGGAAAAAUUUGAGAUGUGUUCACAACAACCCUCAUGGAGGGCUUCUUCCAGACUAUGCUCCUCAUCCUGCGAUGGUUUUGAAGAUCGAAGAUGGAAGUGGCCUUCUUCUUCCUAUUAUUGUUUUGGAGACGCCUAGUGUGAUGCUAAUGGCUGCAAUUCGAAAUAUUCCUAUUGCAAGGCCAACUAUAUACUAUGUAGUUAGAGAAAUGAUUGAGAAGAUGGGAUAUGAGGCACAACUGGUUAGAGUGACGAAACGAGUGCAUGAAGCAUAUUUUGCUCAGAUGUACCUUUCUAAGGUUGGGAAUGAGCAAGAAUGUGUCUGCUUUGAUCUCCGCCCCUCUGAUGCAAUUAAUAUAGCUGUAAGGUGCAAGGUCCCCAUUCAAGUCAAUAAACAUCUUGCUUACAGUGAUGGGAUGAGAGUUGUUGAACCAGCCAAACAAGCUUUGCCAGGUUCACUUUUUGAUGGGAUGCUAUUUUCAGAACUUGACAGGCCGGAUGGCCAGCCUUGCUUGGAUUCCAAAGAGUUCAACAUUGUCCGCAACAUGCUGAUUGCUGCAGUUGAGGAAAGAUACAGAGAUGCUGCUCAAUGGAGGGACAAGCUCAUGGAACUCCGGGCCAAGAAGAGGAACCGGUGACAAGCUCAUGGAAAGCAUUGUUUUGACUAUGUUGUUUCAUAUGGAGAUGUGCAUAAGAAAAACCUCAAUAUGAAGCAGCGAGGCAAGAGAGCUUCGAAAUUGGUACCUCUAAUUAGUUAUCAUGAUGUAUGUCUUUAUAUAUUGUAUAUGUUGUUUAUCAUGUGUAUAUGUGUAUAUGUGUACAGAUAUGAUGAUAAACUCAGCAGACUCCCAAUGGACUCUAUAUUCUGUUUCUUGUUAUAUAUGUAUAUAUAUAUAUAUAUAUAUAAUGCAAACCUCUUGGCU
Messenger RNA from Dioscorea cayenensis subsp. rotundata (Guinea yam), 1494 nucleotides. RefSeq names its product bifunctional nuclease 1. Lineage: Eukaryota; Viridiplantae; Streptophyta; Magnoliopsida; Dioscoreales; Dioscoreaceae. The record is from RefSeq and is a predicted model, not a curated record. The transcript has 10 exons. Gene Ontology annotation, biological process: protein ubiquitination. Gene Ontology annotation, cellular component: nucleus; VCB complex. Gene Ontology annotation, molecular function: nuclease activity. The coding region runs from base 217 to 1209 and encodes 330 amino acids.